AUGUACUUGGAUAACAAAGAUGACAGUACAAUUUCUAGACAACAAGAGAUGGAGCUGAAUCAGACCCCUUCACAUGAAACUGGUUUAUCUGCAACAGUGGCAUCCAAACCGGGGACGAGAAGUUGCAAUGAGCUGCGGCUAUUAAGAGAAUAUCAUGGCAUGGUAGCUAGUCUUGGAGAGCCACAGAUGCUUUGUGAAAAGAGAGCAAUAGGGGAGGAUGACUGUGUUGCUUUGGGGAAGGAUUUCACUCAAGUUCCCAUACAGGGAAGGUAUCACUUCAAUUUCUCCAAAUUAUUCAGCUCAAGGUCAAGAAACACUUGCUUUACAGAGAAGACACCACUGCUGAAGGUCUCCUCAGAGGACAAUGGGUUGCUGUGCAUGGCUAUUCACAAUCCAGAUUUUACCACAGAUGAUGAUUCAUGGGACAACAGCUCUGCAGAAUUUGAGCAAAGAUUUCAACUGGGAAGUGAAAUGACCAGUUUGUCUAGAUCUGCUUCUUCUGAGAAAUAUGAAAUCUUGGACAACCUUCAUGCCAAGUUCAAUUUAUCAAAGAUGAGGUGCUGUCUAAAAUUCCUGAAAGUUUCAGGUCUUUUUAUCUUUGUAGUUGUCUGCUCUGUUUUAUUUGGCAUUUAUCCAGAUCAAGGUAUGUCCUGGCAGAUGUUGGCUGUCUCGCCUCUGGAAAGCUUCUCUAUGAAUCUGACAGAUUUUCAUGAUUCUGCUCUGUUGAGGUUAGACCUUGGAGGUCCAUUUGUAGCAGAUGUAGAGGAUGAGCAAACAGAGGAAUACAUUUUAGUGCAAAUCAGCCAGACUGAAGAUGCUGUCCCAAGGAGGAGACACCAGCAGCAGGUGGUGUACAACUGGUCUCUACCUUUAAGUUCAAGAAGAAAUCAGCAAAUCAUCACAACUAGAACCUUUCAGAUGCCAAACAGAGGCACCAUCUUCAUAAACAUUCAAGCUUUCCUGCAGGAGCCUGGAAGCGUUCCUCUCUCCAUGAAACAUCAAUACCUUCAUGCUAAUAUAGAGGCACAAGUAACAAUUGCAUCCAUCAUCUUAGUUGGUGUCUAUGUGCUGAUCAUACUGGAAAUUGUUCACAGGACCCUUGCAGCGAUGCUGGGUUCUUUGGCAGCUUUAGCUGCAUUAGCUGCUGUGGGGGAGAGGCCAAGUAUGGUCAAAGUGGUAGAGUGGAUUGAUUAUGAGACACUGGCGCUACUGUUUGGAAUGAUGGUUUUGGUGGCCAUAUUUUCAGAAACUGGAUUCUUUGACUACUGUGCGGUAAAGGCUUAUCGAUUCUCUAGAGGCAAGGUGUGGGCCAUGAUUACACUUCUGUGCCUUAUUGCUGCAAUUCUUUCUGCAUUUUUGGACAACGUUACCACUAUGCUGCUCUUUACGCCAGUAACCAUAAGGCUCUGCGAAGUACUUAAUCUUGAUCCCAGGCAUGUCCUGAUUGCAGAAGUAAUUUUCACAAAUAUUGGGGGGGCUGCCACAGCUGUUGGGGAUCCUCCAAAUGUGAUUAUUGUUUCAAAGCAGGAGCUGAGGAAGGAGGGAUUGGAUUUUGCAGCCUUCACAGGACAUAUGUUUGUUGGUAUCUGCCUUGUUGUUCUGGUCUCCUUUCCUUUUCUCAGACUUCUUUACUGGAACAAAAAACUUUACAAUAAGGAGCCGAGUGAAAUUGUUGAGCUGAAACAUGAGAUCUAUGUUUGGAGGUUGACUGCACAGCGCAUUAACCCUGCCAGCAGGGAAGAGACUGCUGUAAAAUGCCUCUUGAUGCAGAAGGUGCUGACUCUGGAGAUGCUGCUGAGGAAGAAGCUUAGGACGUUCCACAAGCAAAUUUCACAAGAAGAUAAAAACUGGGAAACAAAUAUUCAGGAACUUCAGAAAAAACACAGAAUAACAGACAAAAUCCUUCUUAUCAAAUGCCUGACUGUGCUGGGAUGUGUAAUUCUUAUGUUUUUUCUCAACUCAUUUGUUCCCGGUGUCUACCUAGAUCUUGGCUGGAUUGCCAUUUUGGGAGCCAUUUGGCUGCUAGUGCUAGCAGACAUCCAUGACUUUGAGAUGAUAUUAAACCGAGUGGAAUGGGCAACCCUUCUUUUCUUUGCAGCAUUGUUUGUUCUCAUGGAGGCUUUGGCUCAUUUGCAUUUAAUAGACUACAUAGGGGAGCAGACAGCUUUGUUAAUAAAGGUUGUUCCUGAAGAACAGCGCUUGGCGGUAGCCAUCAUUUUAGUGCUCUGGGUGUCUGCUUUGGCCUCGUCCGUGAUUGACAAUAUUCCGUUCACAGCUACGAUGAUUCCUGUGCUUCUCAACCUGAGUAAAGAUCCUGAUGUUAACUUGCCUAUGAAGCCAUUAAUCUUCUCGUUGGCCAUGGGUGCAUGCCUUGGAGGUAACGGGACAUUGAUUGGAGCAUCUGCAAAUGUUGUUUGUGCAGGAAUUGCUGAACAGCAUGGUUACGGCUUCUCUUUCAUGGAGUUUUUCAGGUUAGGUUUCCCCAUGAUGAUUGUGUCCUGUACCAUCGGGAUGUGCUAUCUUCUUGUUGCUCAUGUUGUAGUAGGUUGGAACUCAUAAUAAUUUAUACUUUCAAGACUCAAAAAAAGCUUUCUGUUUCAUUUAGUUUGUAUGUCAGAAUACAAAGAAGAUACAUAAAAGGAAAAAGGUGGUAAAAACCAACGUACCAACCAACCAAAAUAAAACCCACGAGUGGUAUAAAUCAAGAUGACUGUCUUGUCAGGUUUGGUCAUUCUUCUGUUCUGUGAACAAUUUGCAGGACUAGACAUUCAAAACUGAAAGAAUACUUAUAUUUAAUUGUGAAAAAAGUUACUGUGCGGAUGAAAGGGCACCAUCACCAGUGAAUAUGUUGUGCCUAAAAGUUUGUAUUGACACAAUCUGAGUAGUCACAGAUGAAAAACUCAUUCAUAAUAGCAGAUGUUCAUUAAUUUCUUUUUAGGUCUUCAUUUGUCUUUGUCAAUGUAUUUAGCUAUUUGUAUUAAAGUAACUAAUAUUCAAGUUGUAAUAGACAGUUAAGCAGACAGUCUGUGCACUAUGGAGGAUGUAUCAUUAUCUAUGUUUAAAAAUAAACACAGCUCCUGAAAA
Anas platyrhynchos (mallard) is the source of this 3084-nucleotide messenger RNA. The record is from RefSeq and is a predicted model, not a curated record. NCBI's taxonomy places the organism in Eukaryota, Metazoa, Chordata, Aves, Anseriformes, Anatidae.